CAGCAGCUCCUCCGGCGGCCAGACGGUGCCGCCGCCGCCUCUGCUUGCGAAGGGCCCGCACCACGGCGCCCCGGAGGCGGACGCGGCGAGCAGCUCGUCGAGCGGGAGGCCGUCCGUGCUGACCCCGCCAGCGCUGCGCGCGGCCGCUGGCGCGGGCGCCCUGGGCGCGGACGGGGCGUCGUCCUUCCGCACCAGGUGCCUCGCGGACGCCAUGCACGGGAAGUGCGACAUCGACGCGGCCAUGGAGGCCUGGGGGACCGAGCUGCGCAUCGACACCGAGGACGUAGAGAUCGGCGAGAGCAUAGGCACGGGCUGCACUGCUCAGGUUUUCAUUGGCACUUGGCGGGGCCAGGAGGUGGCCGUGAAGCGGCUGCCUACGGACGAGAAGAUGACCCCCUUCUUCGUCCGGGAGCUGGGCGUGAUGUCUCGCACGCGGCACCCGAACCUCGUCCGGCUGCUGGGCUUCUGCCACGGC
Messenger RNA from Prorocentrum cordatum, 475 nucleotides. Lineage: Eukaryota; Dinophyceae; Prorocentrales; Prorocentraceae. The record is from the annotation of a GenBank genome assembly.